AUGAGCACCUCCUCCGCCCGCCGCUCCUCGCCGCCGGCGAGGCCGGCGGCUUCCUCGUCCGGCCAGAAGCGUGCGAGGGGCGACGAUGAUCCCGGCACGUCGCUCGUUUCCAACGCCGACCCCGCCUCCGUCCCAGCCCCCGCCCAGAACCCUCGCCGCGCCUUCGCCUCCUCCCCGUUCGCCGACUUCGGGAGCUACAUGUCCGCGAAGAACAGCAAGCUCUCCGCGCAGUUCGACGCCGACGCCUCCACCUCCGCCGCCGCGGCGCCCGGGGCCCUGUUCGCGGGCGUCUCCAUCUUCGUCGACGGAUUCACCGUCCCCUCUAGCCAGGAGCUGAAGGAGAUUAUGCUGAACAACGGUGGCCGGUUCGUCAACUACUUCUCCAGGCACACGGUGACGCACAUCGUCUGCACACACCUCUCGGAGAGCAAAAUGCGGAAUAUGAGAGCAUUCAGCAAGGGUCUUCCUGUUGUCAAGCCGGGGUGGGUGGUGGAUUCCCUUGCAGAGAACCGGCUCCUCAGCUGGGUUCCAUACCAAAUAAGUCAGCAUAAUUCUUCAAGCCGAAAGCAGAUGAAGCUUUCUGCUUUCUUUUCUGGGAAACAAAAUGGAAUACAGUACCAGAGCAAUCAAAAUGAUGAUAACAAAGACCUUGAGUUCCAAACUUCUUCUGCUCAGGAGGGAUCACGUGACCAAACCGAGUCUUGUGAACAGCAAGGGCCAUUACUGAAUGUGGAGGUAUCAGAAGACUCACUAUCCUCAGAUGAACAUAGAGUUCCAUUAAUGAAUGUGGAAGUAGCAGAGGACUCACUAUCCUCAGAUGAACAUGGAGUUCCAUUGAUGAAUGUGGAGGUAGCAGAGGACUCACUAUCCUCAGAUGAACAUGGAGUUUCAACAUUUGAAGAACGAGAUGGUGAAGAUUUUGCAGUGGAUGAGGAUGAUAAUGCCUGUAAAAUAGCAUUUUCAGAAAGUAUGGAUAAUGACAUGGAUCCUGAACUUCAUGUGGCUCAGUCUCCUGAUGCUACUUCAAGGUUUUCAGAUGUAUGCGGUACAGGCUCUGUGGGCAGCCAUUUGUCAAUUGGUUCAUUGGAGAAAGAUACAGCUAAAUCUUCUAGCCGGUCACAUUCAACCCUGACAGAUCCUAAUUUUGUAGAGAAUUAUUUCAAGCAUUCUCGACUGCAUUUCAUUGGGACUUGGCGAAAUCGCUACCGCAAGCGCUUCUCAAAUUUACCUGGAGCUAAAAGCAGUAAGGGCAACAAUGAUCAUUCAGGGAAGAAGAAAACAAUCAUUCAUAUUGAUAUGGACUGCUUUUUUGUAUCUGUCGUCAUCAGAAAUAGGCCAGAGCUGCACGAUAAGCCGGUAGCAGUUUGUCAUUCCGACAAUCCUAAAGGAACUGCAGAAAUAUCAUCUGCAAACUACCCUGCACGAAACUAUGGGAUAAAGGCUGGCAUGUUCGUUAGAGAUGCCAAAGCUCGGUGCCCUCACCUAACGGUUGUUCCUUAUAACUUCGAUGCAUACGGGGAGGUUGCGGAUCAGUUCUAUGGUAUUUUGCAUAAAUAUUGCACUAAGGUUCAGGCUUUGAGCUGUGAUGAAGCUUUUUUGGACAUGACGGAAUGCUUACACGAUAAUCCAGAGGAAGUUACAGAAAGAAUGAGAAAUGAAAUUUUUGGUACAACGAAGUGCACUGCCAGUGCAGGUAUUGCUGAAAACAGGCUCCUAGCCCGAUUAGCCACCAGAUCUGCAAAGCCGAACGGACAGUUAUUUAUUUCAUCUGAGAAGGUUGAUGAUUAUUUGAGUACCCUCCCUAUCAAAGCACUUCCAGGCAUUGGUUAUACUGUUUCCGAUAAACUGAAAAGCAAUGAAGUUGAACACUGUGGUCAGCUUCGCAACAUUUCGAAGGAUGCUCUCCAUAAGGACUUCGGAAAAAAGAUCAGUAAUAUGCUAUGGAACUAUUGCAGAGGAAUUGAUCAUUCAGUUGUUGAAGCUGUUCAGGAAACAAAAUCUGUGGGUGCUGAAGUCAAUUGGGGAGUCAGAUUUAAUGAGAACAAAGAUGCUGAUAAUUUUCUAGUCAACCUCAGCAAGGAGGUUUCUUUACGCUUACAAGGAUGUGGACUACAGGGCCGUACUAUUACCCUUAAGGUGAAAACAAGAAGGAAAGGUGCUGGAGAGCCACUAAAAUUUAUGGGGUGUGGUGACUGCGAAACCAUGAGUCGCUCUACCACGAUGACAGGUGCAACUGACAAUUUAGUCACGCUUCAGAGAAUUGCAAGACAAUUGUUUGCAGCUUUGCAUGUUGAUGUGAAGGAAGUGCGGGGAGUUGGACUAAAAAUGUCAAAGCUUGAGCAUGCAGAUUUAGGUCGCGGAGCACAACAAGGGAAUAUGCUUAAAUCAUGGCUUGGUUCAUCAUCUGAGAAGCUCAAGAAACAAUGCAGUGAGAGAACCUGCUUUCUUGGGAACAGUGAUGGUGCAGGAGCCACUACCAGUGAGGUGCGAAAUUUGGGAAGCUCCAGAUCAUCACUUACAGGUGUUGCAUCCGACUUGUCAAAGGUGAAGCUUACAAGUGGUAGGUCUACCAGAGUUCAUGCCGCUGAGUUGCCACCAUUAUCUGAACUUGAUUUGGAGGUCCUCAAGAACCUUCCUCCAGAGAUAAUAUCUGAAAUGAAUGACAUGUAUAAGGGAGAAUUGCAUGGUUUUCUGUGCACGAUAAAGGGCGAUGAAGGCAAGGAAAGCAAUUCAAAAUCUCGUGUUUUACCCGCCGUUAACCAGAACUCUGUACCUGUUUGUAAUGCAAGGUUGCACCAGUAUGGAGAGCGCACUGACUCCAUUCAUUUGGAAAAACGGAAUAAUAUUAAGGGGGCAUCAGACCAGGAAGUUCAAACUGCCCAUGCUUCGUGCUCAAGAGCCAAUGAAUUGAUUGAUACAGAGAGUGUCACGCGGCUUGAUUUCAUGCCUAAUUCUCUAAGCCAGGCAGACUUCACAGUUUUGCAGGAAUUACCCGAGGAUGUCAAGGCUGAUUUGUUCAAUGUGCUUCCAUUACAUAGGCCAAUAGAUCCUACAUGCCGCACUUCAAAUGUUACUGAAAAUAAAUCUCUGAAGAAUGGAGGAACUGAUGAUCCAAAAAAUCCAGUGAUUUGUGUUCUGCCAGGAAGUUCUCAGAAAUGGGCGGAACAGUUAAGAGUUAGCAGUUCCCUACUAUUGAAUGCCAUUGCAGAGCAACACGCAAAUUCUAUCUCAAGUCAACCUUUAUCUUCAAUUUUAGAGCAUGUUGCUUCCCUCCUCCCUCUGUGUCCUACCCCAGGUAGCGAAGAAUGGAGCGACACACUCUCCCGACUCUCUGUUCUUCUUACGGAGUAUAUACACCUGAAAGUUGAUUCUGAUAUUGAAGAGCUGUACAAAUGUUUCCUUCUUUUGAAAAGGUUCUCGUCAGCAUCUGAGCUUUUUCUGGAAUUGCACAACAGCAUUCUUCCUUUACUACAGUAUGGCUGGCCAUCGAGUCCUUAUCACUUAUGGCUUUCACAAACAUGA
Molecule: messenger RNA, 3522 nt
Organism: Triticum turgidum subsp. durum (durum wheat)
Lineage: Eukaryota; Viridiplantae; Streptophyta; Magnoliopsida; Poales; Poaceae
Source: the annotation of a GenBank genome assembly